AUUCGCUCACUUUGGCUUUCCAGUCCUUUCACACUUUUUGAUUCUUUCGGUAGCCCAGUCAAAAUUUCUGUUAAGUAUCUUUCCCCAGAAGAGGUGGGCCAGUUGUUACGGCUUUGAAGCAACAAUGGGGACCAUCAAUCACCCGGAUUUACAGUUGGCGCUCAAGGACUUUCUGAUCGAGGAAGAGAAAUUGACCCAGGUGGUGUACCGCAUGACCAAGGAGAUGAAGAUGGGCCUGUCCAAGGAGACUCAUGCGCGGGCGGCGGUCAAGUGCUUUGUGACCUACGUGCAGGAUUUACCCACAGGAAAGGAGCGCGGAAAAUUUUUGGCCCUCGAUUUAGGUGGUUCCAAUUUCCGGGUUCUGCUGGUGAUAAUACGUGGCGAUUCGGACUUGCAAACCGAGUCGAGGACCUAUGUGUUUCCCGAGACCCUGAUGACUGGAACGGCCAAAGAGCUUUUCGAUUUUAUAACCGAGUGCCUCGUACAGUUUUGCCGGCAGUUUGGCCUGGAGAACGAGGGACUGCCACUGGGCUUCACUUUCUCGUUCCCCUGCCAUCAGCAGGGUCUCUCCAAGGGCACCCUGGUCGCCUGGACCAAGGGCUUUCGCGUCGAGGGCGUGGUGGGCCGCAACGUGGUGGAACUGCUGCAAGAAGCCAUCACACGACGCGGCGAAAUCUCGGUCACUGUAGUUGCCCUGAUAAACGACACGGUGGGCACCCUCUUAUCCACCGCGUACUUUAACAAUAACUGCCGCAUCGGCCUGAUCGUGGGCACCGGCACCAACGCCUGCUACGUGGAGAAGACGGUGAAUGCCGAGUGCUUCGAGGGAUACCAGACCAGUCCCAAGCCCUACAUGGUCAUCAACACCGAGUGGGGCGCCUUCGGGGACAACGGUGUGCUGGAAUUCGUGCGAACCCCCUACGACAAGGUGAUCGACAAGGAGACAGUCAAUCCCGGCAGGCAGACAUUCGAGAAGUGCAUCUCCGGGAUGUACAUGGGCGAGAUGGUGCGCCUGAUCCUCAUAGAUAUGAUGGCCAAGGGUGUGAUGUUCCGGAACGAGUCUUCGGAAAAGCUCCUGCAGCGCGGGUCCUUUUCUACUUCGUACAUUUCGGAUAUCGAGAGCGACGCCCCCGGGGAGUACCGCAUGUGCAACAAGGUACUCCACAACCUCGGCUUGAGGGGCAACCAGGAGUCGGACCGCCUGAAUCUGCGCUACAUCUGCGAGGCGGUGUCCUCGCGUUCCGCCAAGCUCUGCGCCUGCGGCCUGGUCACGCUCAUCAACAAGAUGAACAUCAACGAAGUGGCCAUUGCCGUCGACGGCAGUGUGUACCGCUACCAUCCCACAUACCCCUCAAUGCUGGAGCACCACAUGAAAAAGCUCCUCAAGCCGGGCGUUAAGUUCGAGCUGGUCUGCUCGGAGGACGGCUCCGGACGCGGUGCGGCCUUGGCAGCGGCCACGACCGUUAAAAAUAAAUAAAUUCGAAAUUUGAAUUAACUUAAA
Messenger RNA from Drosophila kikkawai, 1501 nucleotides. RefSeq names its product Hexokinase testis 2 (gene Hex-t2). Gene Ontology annotation, molecular function: fructokinase activity; D-glucose binding; ATP binding. Gene Ontology annotation, cellular component: cytosol; mitochondrion. Gene Ontology annotation, biological process: glucose 6-phosphate metabolic process; glycolytic process; carbohydrate phosphorylation. NCBI's taxonomy places the organism in Eukaryota, Metazoa, Arthropoda, Insecta, Diptera, Drosophilidae. The record is from RefSeq and is a predicted model, not a curated record.